This is a messenger RNA of Necator americanus (New World hookworm), 1545 nucleotides long. RefSeq lists its product as uncharacterized. The transcript is spliced from 14 exons. The coding region runs from base 1 to 1545 and encodes 514 amino acids. Lineage: Eukaryota; Metazoa; Nematoda; Chromadorea; Rhabditida; Ancylostomatidae. The record is from RefSeq and is a predicted model, not a curated record.
AUGUUCUUUGCCAUACUCGUGUUGAAGAGGAGAUUCAUAUACGGCGUUGAGAGGGUGAUGUCGUCUCGUCUCGGUCAGUCCGAUGACGUCGUACUUAAUCUUCUUGGUUUGCAUGAUCAGAUCUUCGAUGGUCGCUUCCGAUGCCAGCGUACGCCGAGGCAAGUGUUGUCUCACAGUAUGAAGACUUUUGAACGCGCUAUCGACAGCAGUAUUCGAGACAUUGCCCGUCUGUCUGUAGUGGCACAUGGAGGACAAAUUGUUACUGUUGGAAACAGUCGAGAAGGGGCAUGGUCUGAGUGGUCAGAAUGUUCGCAUAGUUGUGGUACCGGAAGAAGGAGAAGGACACGUGUUUGCGGCGAGCAAAAUUGUCCUCUUCAGUCUCACCGGGCAGACAGUGAAAACUGCAAUAUGCAGGGUUGCCCUGAUGAGGAGAGCUGGUCAUCUUGGUCUGCCUGGUCCUUGUGUUCUGUAACAUGCGGUGGCGGUGGCAUGCAAUCAAGGAGACGCCAUUGCUUACAAAGUUUUUUAUUUCAGUGUCAUGGCUUUUCAACGGAAUCUCGCUCAUGUUCUGCACACAUAGAGUGUUUAGGACGAAAGGAAGACUACCCAUCAAACGUUCCUAUGUGGUCACCGUGGUCGCCAUGGUCCGCUUGUUCGUGUUUCACAAUGAUGGAAAGUAGGAGAAGAUUUUGCCUCCUUUCUAACCCAAAAGUGCAGGGAUUUUGCACUGGCUGCGCGCUCCAACAAAGACCAUGUUUUCCAAUGUCAUGUGCCGCUUCUCCCGGAGGGUGGUCUUCAUGGUCGGAAUGGUCAGAAUGUUCAAAGGAUUGCCAAGGCACAGGGCAUCAAAUCCGUAACCGGAUGUGUUCUGAUCCACUUCCGUCGAACAGGGGAUCGUACUGUGUGGGCUACUCUUUUGAACAGAGACUGUGCACAUCCUCCCAUCCAUGUGGCAAACGGGUAGAUGGAGGAUGGAGUGAAUGGGGGGAGUGGACUGAUUGUGCAGGCUCCUGUACAGAUGCCCAUCGGAGUAGAACCAGAUUCUGUUCGGAGCCACGUCCGUCUCAAGGAGGCAAGCCAUGCUCUGGAAGCGACUAUGAACUGCAGUCUUGUGAAAACGAUUGCGGUCGCUCGGUAGACGGAUCCUGGGGAAAGUGGUCUUCGUGGAGCAAUUGUCCGACCGGCUGCGGUUUCGCGCUUCAGUCUCGGGCUCGUGCAUGUGAUAGCCCGUCUCCAGCACUUGGUGGGGAAAUCUGUCGUGGUUUAGCACACCAAACAUCAGUGUGUGCCUCUGAAUCCUGUAUCGAAUCAGUGGAUGGCGAGUGGUCUGCAUGGAAUGAGUGGUCACGCUGUGUUGGCAAUUGUGGAUUAGGCUCGAGAACCAGGGUACGUGCAUGUGUUUCUCCUCCGUCCUCAUAUGGAGGUGUACCGUGCUUUGGGAAGUCGUUCGAGAUCGAAGAGUGCCAAUCAGAUGACGUCUUUUGCAGUCGAUUCCUUCACUAUGCAGACAUCCUCGACGUACAAGUGUUACAAAGUCUUCAGUAG